Molecule: messenger RNA, 1008 nt
Organism: Gastrolobium bilobum
Lineage: Eukaryota; Viridiplantae; Streptophyta; Magnoliopsida; Fabales; Fabaceae
Exons: 1
Coding region: 1-1008 (335 amino acids)
Source: RefSeq, a predicted model, not a curated record
AUGAACUUGGCCAUACCGCCGAGAUUUAAGAGCACCAGGAUACCUCCAUACGACGGAAGUCAGGACCCAAAAGCCCAUUUAGAGGCUUUUAAAACUGAGAUGCUAUUCAACGGGAUUACUGGACCUAUUAAGGCCAGGAUCUUUGCGACAACACUGUCUGGUCAAGCAAUGACCUGGAUAACCAGGCUCCCUAGGAACUCAAUCGACUCAUUUGAAGACCUAGCUCGGACUUUCCGACUUAACUUUGCAACAAGCAAAGUACAUCCGAUGCCAGCCUAUGCUUUGGGAAGAAUCCGGCAGAAGGAGAACGAAUCGCUGAGGAAGUACCUCGAUCGAUUCAAGGAUGCCACCCUCAAGGUACGAGGGUUAACUGAAGCAGUGCACCUCCACUUAAUCAUUUCGGGAUUGGAUGGCGACUCCCCAUUGGCGAGAUCUAUCUAUAAGAACCCGGUGAAUGAUCUGGAGGAGUUCAUGAGAAGGUCGGACAAAUACAUUGACGUGGAGGACAUGCAAAAGGUUUAUGUCGAAUCACGAGGACGAAGCCCUACACGUCGGAGCCCGAGUAAGAAAAACAACAAAGACCGGGACCAGAAGGGAUCCAAAAAAGCAAAGGACACUCGUGAUAAAAGGUCGAAAGACCGAUCACCAAGGAGGAGGUAUGACGAUUAUACACCUUUGAACGUGUCCAGAUCCAAGAUAUGGAAAGAGGUAGCACAGACCGAAAUCCGCAAUGUCGAGAGACCUCGACCCCUCAAAGCCAAGUUCGGAUUAGAUAGAAGCAAAUAUUGUGCAUUCCACGACCAAAACGGUCACUUUACGGAUGAUUGUUGGGACCUUCGAGAUGCAAUUGUAAAGCACGUCAGGGAGGGAAAAUUAAAGCAGUAUAUCAUCCGAACACAGGGCAAGAAAAAUAAUAAGCGCAAGCAAAGAAGCCGAAGCCGAAGUCGAAGCCCAAAGAGAGAGGAUCGAAAGGACCAAAGACAAGACCGACCUGCCAAAGAAAAAUAG